Psammomys obesus (fat sand rat) is the source of this 1382-nucleotide messenger RNA. RefSeq names its product SRR1 domain containing (gene Srrd). Gene Ontology annotation, cellular component: nucleus; cytoplasm. The record is from RefSeq and is a predicted model, not a curated record. Lineage: Eukaryota; Metazoa; Chordata; Mammalia; Rodentia; Muridae. Gene Ontology annotation, biological process: microtubule-based process. Bases 203 to 1237 code for a protein of 344 amino acids. The transcript has 6 exons.
ACAGGUGACAGCAAGAGGAUGGUCCGGCGCGCGCCGGAAGGGAGACGUAGGAAGUGGCCUCGAUGGGUGAGGAGCCGGGAAGCUGCGGCCCGAAAGCCCGGAUCUCACGCCCGCCCGCCAGCCCGCGUGACAGCAUCGAUACCUGCGCCCAGCAGCCCCGCGAUCACGCGCGGCCCCACCUCCCCCCACCAGGGGCUUGGCGAUGGCGUAUUCUCGGCGAGCCUGUGACGUCAACAUGGCGGCCGCCCUGGCGCGCAGUGGUGACGUCAGGGGCAUGGCGGCAGUCGAGCCGUCUUUGGAGCACUGGAACGCGGUGGCCCCGCGAAGGAAGCGCGCACCCGGGAGGCGGCCGCGGCGGUACGAGGGCCAGGCUCGCGGGCCCCAGGCCGAGCCGGAGGCAGACGGCGAGGCUGUGCUGCGCCGCCUGCGGGAGGCCGAGGAGGACCUUCGGAUCUCUGAUUUCUGCAGUUCAGCACUGGAAACAGUUGCCGAGUGUCUUAGAAAGCAGCUGGAGCAACUACAGGUGCUAACAGAAGCUUUCGGAAGACUGUGCCUUGACCUAUCACCCUAUGGGUCAGAAGAGCCCCUGGCCACGAGCACCUUCCCUGUCAAGUGUGUGUGCUAUGGCCUUGGGAACUUUGCCUCCUGUGUGACCGCUCGGACCCAGCUCGCGUUUAUGCUUCUCUUUCUGGAGAAGUGCCAGAUCCCCAGAAGCCACUGCUGGGCCUAUGACCCUCUGUUUAGCCAAACUGAGGUUUCGGUGCUCUCCUCCCUCGGUGUGACUGUGCUGAGCGAGAAUGAGGAAGGGAAGUGCAGUGUCCAGGGCCAGCCCACUGUCUUCUACAUGCCACACUGUGGUACAGCUCUGUACAACAACCUGCUGUGGAGCAACUGGUCCGCAGACGCUCUCUCUAGGGUGCUCAUCAUUGGGAACAGCUUCCAAGGCCUCCAGGAAAGGUUGUUGACAAGGAUUCUGCAGGAAAAUUAUCCCUACAUUGCAAAGGUAUCUGACAAGAUAGCCAGGUGGGGGUGCAAGGCCAUAGUACCCGCCCAUGUUAAUGAGCAUACAUACUGGGAGGGGGCUCCCCUGGAACCAGCUGGUGCCUCUCCUAGUCUGUACCCAAACCCUUUCAUCCUCAAGGUGAGUCCAGCAUUCCCAUUGCCCUCGGGGCUGAAAAGCUUGAAAUACAAACCUCCAUUUCUUAUUUUUCAAAAGGAAAAUGGGGUGCCCAGGUGAACAGAAAAUAAGCCGAGAGAGUGGGGUCAUACCUAAUGCCUGUGUCUGGACCUCUCUGCUCAGAUUCUGAAAGGCCUGGAGGAGUCCCCACUGCCUCAGAACCCCCGGUACGCUGACACCUUUAACGACACGUCUGUGCACUGGU